Molecule: messenger RNA, 2451 nt
Organism: Trichoderma gamsii
Lineage: Eukaryota; Fungi; Ascomycota; Sordariomycetes; Hypocreales; Hypocreaceae
Exons: 3
Coding region: 1-2451 (816 amino acids)
Source: RefSeq, a predicted model, not a curated record
AUGCGAGCCUCUUCGGUUGCCGUUGUCUCGAUCGCUUGCCUCUCUAUUGGCAUCGCAGCGGCCGAGGAUGCAGCACCUCAGUGCGCCGUCGACUGUGCUUCAAGCAUCAGAAACGCAAACGGAUCUCUCAACCUUAAGACCAUUUGUGCAGACAAGCUCCGGACCAAUUCUCUCUUCCAAUGCCUCAUCAGCUCAUGCCCCCAAGAUACCUACGGUCCGGCCGUAUCCCACGUUGUCCUGGCAUGUUCCAACCUGGGCUUGGGCAUUGGACCAUUGUUUCCCGUUGAAGUCCAGCACAUUGACCUGGAGAAGCCUCCAUAUCAUCCUACCCCGUCACUGCCUGCUGCAUACAGCACGCCAAGUGAUGACACCUCUCUGAAAAACACUGAGCAUUUGACUCUCUCCUUUGACAUCUCCCUGGACCUGAAAUGCAACUCUGGGUCUGAUGGUCUCGUCACCGUAUCACUUCCCCCGCCUACCUCGUCUCCAUCUCUCUCUUCCUCUUCAUCUCCUGCUUCAUCUCCCCCUGAUACUCCGUCUCCUACUCCGCCAUCGCCAUCGCCACCAACCCCUGAUCCUGAGAAUGGAGAAGGUGAAGGAGAAGGCGACGGUAGCAAUGGCAGCGCCAACGGCAAUGAGAAACCCACUAUUUCAUCUUCUCCCGCUGAGCAGACACCGACCACGCCGGAGCCUGCUGAUCCAAAUGCUACAUCAUCAUGUCCUCCUGACUCAACACCAUCAGACGUUCAAGCUCCUGGCGAUGAACACACUGGUGAUGAGCACGCUCCUCCACAAUCAACAGAAUUUGGAGAGCAUGGCGAUCCUGCAGCAACCUCUACGCCUUCGGCAACACCUCUGAACGGAGGCGACCCGAACUCUCCGUCUGCUGACCCAAGUGCUACAUCUUCAUGUCCGCCUGGCUCGAUUCCAUCAAACAUCCAGGCUGCUGGUGAUGACCACGCUCCUGGUGAUGCUCAGGCUCCUGGCGAUGAGCACACUGGCGAUGAGCACGCUCCUCCACAAUCAACAGAACUUGGGGAGCAUGGAAAUCCUGCGCCUUCACCAACACCUCCAAAUGGAGAUGACCCAAGCUCUCCGUCGUCUGAAACCCCAUGCUCCACCGCUUCCGGUGAUGCUGGAGGCUCUGAUCCCGAAGACACUGAAGAUCACAGCCAACCUCUUCCAUCUCCCAGCCCUACUCAGGAGGCUUCCGGUCAACCAAACGAUGAUGACAAACCUGAUGUCUCGGCUACCUCCGAUGUUGAUGGCAUACCUGCACCUGCACCCGUGCCUGCAACCCCAACGCCAGCUCCCGCAUCAAGCCCUUGCUCAACCACAUACGUUGCUGAUGUGUCAGUCGAUCCAAUCCUAGGAUCCCAAGUACCUCAGCCUACGGGACCUACACAUGCUGCUCAGGCAUCGUCUCCGUCUUGCUCAACUUCCCCAACACCCACCAGUUUGAUGGAGCCAGAGCCUCUAUCCACCAUUCACCAUAAGCCCUUGCCUCUGCCCUCACCUUCACCUCCGUCAUACCAAACUGGCGAGGCAUCGGGUGAUGAUUUAAAUGAUGAUUCGGGUAGUGCUCCUCCAAAGUAUGCAUCAUCGGGAGGAAGUGGGCAGUCUCCAGCCGGCGAAACUUCCGGCUCUGAAGCCAGCCUGCCCGAAUCAAAUACAGAGCCACCUCCACAGGAAAAUCAGGGAACAAAGGUAGACGACCCAUCAUCAUACGGGCAAGAGAGUCAGAUAGCACCGGUACCAGUGCCAGUACCGGUUAGCCAGGCAAACGAUCUAGCUGUACAAGAUGCAGAUGGGAAACCCACUGGCAAACCCACUGGCAAGACGACUGAGCCUUCUGAGAUAACCCUCUGGCCAACUGCCACAAGCAACCACACUUCAUGUACGACUGGUCCAGCGAAAGAGAAUGGAUCACCGACCACCUCAUGCAAAAUUGAUGGCAAGCGGACCACAGUACAUCCUCCAAGGACAAUACCUUUUAAUAUGGUGAAAGACGCGUUGCCCAUUGGUGAUAAUCAACAAAAUGAGCCACUGGGUUCUGCCAUGAUCAAAAUCAUUCGCCCUGGUGGUCAGAGCGCGGAAACGAUACUCACAACUCUCUGGGAAAAUGCUCCGCCCGCUGUCACACUGUCUAGGAUCCUCACGGAGGGCUUGGUGAGCAAAGAGAGCGGUCAUGCUUCCGCCACUCAAUCGAGUGCUGGCAGCAACUCGACAGCGAAGUCUACGGCCAAUGCAGGACAUCACCACGUCGGAUCAAGCACCUCUGUGACACAUACAGGGCUUACCACUUCGAGGCCCAAGCCAGACCACUCCUCUAUGCAACCCAAUAGUACAGAAAUGGAGCCAUCGCCCCCUAGAGUCGCACUCGUCAGCAGUGAUUCAAAGCUGACACCGUACCUUUGUGUGAUGACUUUGCUCGUCGCUCUCACCAGCUAG